CCUGCUAGAUUUUGCCAAGGCCCAGGGGGAUCUUGGAUGGCUCAAUCAUCCCUAUGGAAAAGGGUGGGAUCUUCUUCAGAACGUCAUGAACGAAUCCCUCAUCUACAUCUACUCAGUCUGCAACGUGCAGGAAGGCGAUCAGGAUAACUGGCUGAGGACCAACUGGAUCUACCGAGGGGAAGCCCAGCGUAUCUUCAUUGAAAUCCAGUUCACCGUCCGGGACUGCAACACCUUCUCGCCUGGGACGGGCACCUGCAAGGAGACGUUCAACCUUUUCUACGCCGAGUCGGACGUCGACUACGGCAUCAAUUUCCAGAAGCGCCAGUUUCAAAAAAUCGACACGAUUGCCCCCGACGAGAUCACCCUGCUGGAAGACUUCAGCACCCGCAACGUGAAGAUCAAUGUGGAGGUGCGCUCGGUCGGGCCUCUCACCCGGAAGGGCUUCUACGUGGCCUUCCAGGACAUCGGUGCCUGCGUGGCACUCCUCUCCGUCCGGAUCUACUACAAGAAGUGCCCCGGAGUCUUCCGCAAUAUGGCCAGCUUCCCGGAAACCAUCGCCGGAGCUGAUUCGCAGGCCCUAGCCAAGGUGCCUGGCACUUGUGUGGCGGAAGCCGUGGCCACUGAAGAACCCUUCAUGCACUGCAACUCGGACGGAGAGUGGCUGGUGCCCAUUGGCGAGUGUCUUUGCCGGGAAGGGUAUGAGAAAGACGGGGACAGCUGCAGAGCUUGCUCGCCCGGAUUCUUUAAACAAGACGUCUCCAAUAGCGCUUGCUCGAAGUGCCCCGUACACACGCUGCCUUCUUCGGAAGGCUCCACUUUGUGUCCUUGUGAGGAAAGCUACUUCCGGGCUCCAAGUGAUCCGGUUUCCAUGCCCUGCACAAAGCCCCCCUCGGCUCCUCAGGGGGUGACAGCAAUCGGCCUGGGUGCUAAAGUCCAGCUACGUUGGUCUCCACCCCAAAACACGGGGGGCCGCCAAGAUAUCACCUAUCGAGUGUCGUGCGAACAGUGCUGGCCAGAUUCAGGAGACUGCCACGUUUGUGAUUCCACUCUCCGGUAUUCGGACAAUCCACACAAACUCACCAGCACGUCUUUGAUGAUCAGUGACCUGGAGCCACAUGUGAACUACACUUUCACCGUAGAGGCUCAUAACGGAGUGUCCUCCUUCAGUACCCAGCGCAGUUACGGAGUCACUAGCAUCAGCGUCAAUCAGACAGAACCACCAAGAGUAACUUCGGUGACCAUGGACAGUCGCACCGCUACUAGUUUAACAUUAUCUUGGACUGUUCCUCCUCGCCAACAGAGCCAUGUUUGGAAAUACCAGGUUACUUACAAGAAGAAGAAGGAUGAAAACAGCUACUCAGUUCUGCGCUCUGAGGGAAACUCGGUCACCCUCCAUAAGCUGACUCCCAAGACCAAGUAUCUGGUGAGCGUCCAGGCGCUGACACAGGAGGGACACGGAGCCCACAGCGUGGAGCACGAGUUCGAGACACUCUCUGGAAACGCAGAGGGCGUGAAUAUUGCUGCAGUCCUUGGGGGAUCCAUUGCUGGCCUCAUCUUCAUGCUUGCUGUCAUUGUGAUACUUUUUCUCUUCAUUCGACAGAGGAAAAAGAAUUUGCGGGCCCGGCAGACUUCAGAAGAUGUUUACUUUUCCAAAUCUGAUCAGCUCAAACCCUUGAAGACUUACGUGGAUCCCCACACCUACGAAGACCCCAAUCAGGCGGUCCUGAAGUUCACCACCGAGAUCCACCCUUCCAGCAUUUCCCGACAGAAAGUGAUCGGAGCAGGAGAAUUUGGCGAAGUCUACAAAGGGAUUCUGAAAAGUGGCAAGAAGGAGAGCCACGUGGCCAUCAAGACGCUGAAAUCCGGUUACACCGAAAAGCAACGCAUUGACUUUUUGAGUGAGGCGAGCAUCAUGGGGCAGUUCUGUCACCACAACAUCAUUCAUUUGGAAGGCGUUGUCUCCAAAUAUAAGCCUUUCAUGAUCGUCACCGAAUACAUGGAGAACGGAGCCCUGGAUAAAUUCCUACGGGAAAAAGACGGGGAGUUUUGUGUCAUCCAGUUGGUAGGCAUGUUGAGAGGAAUCGCUUCCGGAAUGAAAUAUUUGGCCAGCAUGAACUACGUCCAUCGGGAUCUGGCUGCUCGCAAUAUCCUUGUGGACAGUCAGCUGGUGUGCAAAGUGUCCGAUUUUGGCCUGUCCCGUGUCCUGGAGGAUGAUCCUGAUGCUACUUAUACCACCAGCGGCGGGAAAAUCCCCAUCCGAUGGACAGCACCUGAAGCCAUCUCGCAUCGCAAGUUCACCACUGCCAGCGACGUCUGGAGCUAUGGAAUCGUCAUGUGGGAGGUGAUGUCCUAUGGCGAUCGGCCUUACUGGGAGCUCUCCAAUCAUGAGGUCAUGAAAGCAAUUAACGAGGGCUUUCGACUCCCUGCCCCCCUGGAGUGCCCUUCUGCCAUCUACCAGCUGAUGAUGAGAUGUUGGCAGCAAGAGAGAAGCCAGCGGCCUAAAUUCACUGACAUUGUUAGCAUCCUGGACAAGCUUAUCCGCGCUCCUGAAUCCCUCAAGACUAUGGCGGAGUUUGACCCUCGGAUUUCCAUCCGCUUACCCAGCACCAGCGGCUCAGAGGGAGUUCCGUUCCGAACUGUGGCGGAAUGGCUGGAGUCCAUCAAAAUGCACCAGUACACGGAGCACUUCCUAGAGGCUGGGUAUAACGUCAUUGAGAAGGUGGUGCAGAUGACCAACGAGGAUAUCAAAAAAAUUGGCGUGCGUCUACCAGGACACCAGAAGCGAAUUGCCUACAGCCUCCUAGGACUGAAAGAACAAGUGACCACGAUCGGCAUUCCAAUUUGAGCCAAAGAAAUUGGUAUCUGGUAUUCCGCUGCCCUCGGUGGCUACCGUUCUUCGCUUGCUCAGGCUACAACCGUUCGCAAAACAGACUUCCUGGUAUAUACUUGAAGAAGUGGAGCAUCUACCUGACCUCCCCUCGCCAAAGAUGCUGGCAGUUUAGUGCCUCUCUUCCCCCCCCCCCCCCCCCCCACUUCACAGCCCCGUAUUUAUUGCCCGUCUUCUGGCAAGUCUGUUGGAAACCGCCAUGUGCCGUUUGAUGAUGGUGCCUUAUUUCCUCAAGCUGAGCAGCCACGUGGCCUCCUGCCAGCCUGAUAUGUCUUGCCUGGAAAGACCCUCAGGCUACUGAAUGUUUGUAAACCCCCUUCCCCCUCACGCGCACCCCUUCUUGCCUCUCCUUUCUCCGUUUUGCCUCCCAAACCCUUGACUACUACAACUUGAGAUCAUUGGUCUACUGCUGGCGUGCCACACUCCUGUGUUUUUUUAUCCCCUGAAACAAAAGCCUGCUCCUCCUCUUCCCAUUCAAAUAUCUUAGGGC
Pseudonaja textilis is the source of this 3377-nucleotide messenger RNA. The record is from RefSeq and is a predicted model, not a curated record. NCBI's taxonomy places the organism in Eukaryota, Metazoa, Chordata, Lepidosauria, Squamata, Elapidae.